Messenger RNA from Ostreobium quekettii, 795 nucleotides. Lineage: Eukaryota; Viridiplantae; Chlorophyta; Ulvophyceae; Bryopsidales; Ostreobiaceae. The record is from the annotation of a GenBank genome assembly.
AUGCUGUCCCGCGCGAUCCGGACUGGUGAUGCCGCCAUCGGCGCGGGAUCCCCGCCCUCGGAUGCGCACCACCGCUGGCUGAUCGGGCAAUUGCACGGCCAGCGCAACGGGCCCCGCCUGCUGGCACGAGGCCCGCUGCCCGGGGCAAGAUUGGAUGAAUCUCCCGGCGUCGUGGUGCGAUCGGCGGGGGAGGAUUCGAUUGGCACGGCCCUGGAAGGGCUGCUGGGGCCCGCGCCACCCGCGGGCGAGGAGGCGUCGGCGCCCGAUGGCCCGGAGGGGUUGGAUGAGGUGGAACUGGAGAGCGAGGCGGGGCAGGACUACGUCAAGCUGAGGGAGCUACUGCGCGAGGGGCUCUUCCGCGAGGCGGGCGACGAGACGCGGGCCCGGCUGGUGGAGAUGGCCGGGCCGGACGCCGUCAGCCGCAGAUGGGUGUACUGGUCUGAAGUGAAAUUCAUACCAAUUGCGGAUAUGAAGACUAUCGAUUCCCUGUGGCGUGCCGCCAGUGGCGGCAAGUUUGGCUACUCUGCACAGAAGGAGGUGUUCCUGAGGUGCCAAAAGCGCUGGACAAGGUUUUUCAAGGAGGUGAGCUGGACGACGGGCGAGAACAACAACUACCGGCAGUGGCCAGGCGGGUUUGACUAUUCUUUGGAGGCGCCCAAGGGCCACAUGCCACUGACCAAUUGCUUGAGAGGUACACAGUUGCUACAGGCCUUGAUGGAGCACCCAGCAUUCGAAGGCAUCGGGAGUGCCAGCGAGGCAGACCUGCAGGGGGGUGCCCUGCCAGACUGGAUGUAG